Messenger RNA from Gaeumannomyces tritici R3-111a-1, 432 nucleotides. RefSeq lists its product as hypothetical. Bases 1 to 432 code for a protein of 143 amino acids. The record is from RefSeq and is a predicted model, not a curated record. Lineage: Eukaryota; Fungi; Ascomycota; Sordariomycetes; Magnaporthales; Magnaporthaceae. The transcript is spliced from 4 exons.
AUGCUGGACAAAGAUCGAGAAUGCCGCUUGCAUCACAGCACGCACUUGGCCGCGCGAGGGCAGCAGGCGAAGGGCCAGAUCCCGGACGCCUCGCUACGUAAACCCAAAACGAGAUUCACCGCCUUAAGGCCAGUUUUGGGUGGAUGGGAGUGGCUUGAGGGCUGUGGCGCCUGCUUUGGUAAGCGUGUUUGUUUGGCCGAAAUAAAGAAAUACGCGUAUUAUACAACAAUAACUCGCUCGAAUAGCUUUGACUCCAGGCUGUUGGGUAUCAAUGCACGUAACGUGGUUGUGGACGCGGUCGGACUUUUAAGGCCGGCCAUUCGAGCUACUAUAUCCAGCCCAGUGUCGUUGCAGAAGGCCCCGAUACGGGAAGCCUGUAGCGAUGGGGCAAUGGCAGCGUGUUCGGCGGGGCGUUCGCCGGCCCUAGUAUAA